Mytilus californianus (California mussel) is the source of this 7860-nucleotide messenger RNA. Its product is annotated as potassium voltage-gated channel subfamily H member 6-like. Gene Ontology annotation, cellular component: membrane. The record is from RefSeq and is a predicted model, not a curated record. Gene Ontology annotation, molecular function: inward rectifier potassium channel activity. Gene Ontology annotation, biological process: potassium ion transmembrane transport; membrane repolarization during action potential. Bases 205 to 3945 code for a protein of 1246 amino acids. The transcript has 19 exons. NCBI's taxonomy places the organism in Eukaryota, Metazoa, Mollusca, Bivalvia, Mytilida, Mytilidae.
GAUCUAUAGAUCGGGUCGAUACAUUGAAAGGAGUGAAUAAACGAACAUUGAUGCAAAUUAAUUUCUCGACAUGUAACGUUUUGUUUGGCAUGUUAGACUGUAGAAGAACUGCUUAUGGAAUUUACUGUGGUUAAAGAAGCGAUGAUUAAAGCAUAUUCUUUUAAUGGAUUUUUAUAAAAUGGGUUGAAAUAAAGGAUUUUUAAAAUGCCAGUUCGACGCGGACAUGUCGCCCCUCCUAAUAUCUUUAUUGAUACUAUCAUUAGAAAAUUCGACGAUCAAAAUCGAAAGUUUGUGAUUGCGAAUGCUCAGAUUGAAACUUCACCAAUUAUAUUUUGCAAUGAUGGAUUUUGUGAACUUACUGGAUAUUCACGAGCGGAGGUUAUGCAGAAAUCCUGUAUUUGUGAUUUCUUACAUGGUCCCCUUACUGGUUCAUUGGGAAUUUUACAGAUUAAAGAUGCUUUACAAGGCACAGAAGAAAAGCAAGUGGAAAUUCUUUACUAUAAAAAAGAAGGUAAUUCUCUAGGAACAAAGUUUGUGUGUAGUGUCCUCAUAGCCCCUGUCAAGAAUGAGCAUGGUGAAGUUAUAAUGUUUAUCAUUAACUAUGAGGACAUCACUUCUGCCUCCAACAGAACUCAUUCUGUGGAUGUUUCAACCUUCAGAAACAAUCGCCACAAAAGCUUUAGAUUACGAUUACCAUCCAUCCGUAGAGAACUCAGAACAAAAGUUAAAAUCUCAGAUAAGCCAGCAGACCCUGAGAACCCACCCAUUCCUGAAGAAGAAAAUAUGCCUCUUAAUCAACUACCAGUGCCUGGCCCUGAUUUCCCUAUCAACUCGCCACCCCUACGACACAGACCAGUGGAUGGCUGUAUUCUUGAUGUAAUGGAGGCAGAAAAGGCUAGUCAAGGAUUCAUUAGACGAGCUUCUUCUUUGGAGGGUAUAGAGACACAGAAACAAAAUGAUCUAGAUAGAGCCAGUGAAAACAGUGGUGAACUUUCAGAUUGGGAAUCCAUUUAUGAGAAAGGGAUAGGAAACCAUAUCAAAUCUAAUAUGAUUAAUCAAGCUUCAAGUGAUUCUGAACUGAUCAAAAAUCGUGCCAAACAAGUGAAUGAUAGUUUAGCGAAUGCCACUGCAGACAAUAUGAACAAAAUGCCUGAUCCAGACGGGAGUAUCCCCAGUGCCAAAGGAAUUUUCUUGCCAAAUGUUCAAAAUAUGAAGCAUAAUGUAUCGGAAAAAGUUGCUCAGAAAUUUUCUGUCAAGGAACAAAUUGAAAUGGUCUUGUCUCUUGGUGCAGAUGUUUUGCCAGAAUACAAACUUCAAGCUCCACGAAUACCCAAAUGUACAAUUUUACAUUAUUCCCCAUUCAAGGCUGUAUGGGACUGGAUAAUUCUUUUACUUGUGAUAUAUACUGCCAUUUUCACUCCAUACGUUGCAGCUUUUCUGUUAAGUGAAGAGAAGCGAAAUAAAGAUCAGUCAGUUCAAGAACGCUAUUCUGAUCCAUUGACAAUAAUAGACUUGAUUGUGGAUAUUAUGUUUAUUGUGGAUAUUUUGAUAAAUUUUCGUACAACAUAUGUAAACAAAAAUGAUGAAGUAGUUAGCCAUCCAGGGAAGAUUGCUGUUCAUUAUUUUAAAGGAUGGUUUUUAAUUGACGUUGUUGCUGCCAUUCCAUUUGAUUUGUUACUAUUUGGUUCAGAAACAGAUGAGACAACAACAUUAAUAGGACUGUUGAAAACAGCACGAUUGUUACGUUUGGUCCGAGUGGCUCGUAAACUUGACAGAUAUUCUGAGUAUGGUGCAGCAGUACUCAUGUUACUUAUGGCAAUAUUUGCUCUAAUUGCUCAUUGGUUAGCAUGCAUUUGGUAUGCAAUAGGCAAUGUAGAACGACCUCAUUUAGAAAGUCCGAAAAUAGGCUGGUUAGAUGAACUAGCAGAACAGACUCAUCAAUAUUAUGUCAACGAUACAGGAGGACCUACGAUAAAAUCUAAAUAUGUGACAGCAUUAUACUUUACAUUCAGUAGUUUAACUAGUGUGGGAUUUGGAAAUGUGUCACCAAAUACUAAUUCUGAAAAGAUUUUUUCCAUAAUUAUUAUGUUGAUAGGAUCUUUGAUGUAUGCCAGCAUCUUUGGUAAUGUUUCAGCAAUUAUUCAGAGAUUAUAUUCUGGUACAUCCAGAUACCAUAUACAAAUGAUUCGUAUCAAAGAAUUUAUACGUUUUCAUCAAAUUCCAAAUCCAUUGCGACAGAGGUUAGAGGAAUAUUUCCAACAUGCUUGGUCAUAUACAAAUGGUAUUGAUAUGAAUAUGGUGUUAAAGAGUUUCCCUGAAUGUUUACAAGCAGAUAUAUGUUUACAUCUAAAUAAAAAUUUAAUCAGUAAUUGUCCAGCAUUUAAAGGAGCUAGUCCUGGUUGUUUGAGAGCUUUAUCAAUGAAGUUUAAGACUACCCAUGUACCUCCAGGGGACACCCUAGUACACAGAGGAGAUGUCUUAACAGCUAUGUAUUUUAUAUCUAGAGGCUCUAUAGAAAUACUUAGAGAGGAUAUUGUAGUAGCUAUUUUAGGAAAAGAUGAUGUGUUUGGAGAAAAUAUAUGUAGACAUAAGAAUGUAGGGAAGUCUAGUUGUAAUGUUCGUGCCUUGACUUACUGUGAUUUACAUAAAAUUCAUCGCGAUGAUCUCCUAGAAAUUCUAGACAUGUAUCCAGAGUUUUCAGAUUUUUUUAUUAAGAAUUUAGAGGUCACAUUUGACCUGCGUGAUGAAGAGUUGGUAGUACGUACAGACAGUGAAAAUCAGCGAAGGCCAACACUUCGUCAUCGAAGAGCUAACAAGUCUUUCCAUUCUUCCUCAGGAUCUCAAGAUGAAACAGAAUAUAAAUUCCGACCUUCUCGAGCUAAAAGAUUACGGCGACAUAAAAGUCAAGAAGAUGGACCUACAAUGUCAAUGUCAUUUGAAUCAAGUGAAGAAGACAUCAGAGAAAGUGGCGUAGGAAUUUUAGAAUUUUCACCAGCCAAAGCUGGACAAGAUAUUACACCUGCAAAAUUUGAUGACUUUGAAUCCAAAGAAGAACGUAAAAGACCUUCAGGAUUUGGUUCAUCUCUUGUUGGUGCGUUUGCCAAUGUUAACAGUUUAGUUAAUGCUGUAACAGGCAGAUAUGAGCACCAAGGCAAACAGAAUGACCAAGACGCUACUCCAUUGUUACAGGAACAUAGUCAAAGUUCUGAUACCCAGAGGAGAGUGACCUCUAGUUCCAGUGUGCCAAAGUCCACCUCAUCCAUGACACUUCCUGUUUCCAGUCCUUCCACACACUCCCAGUUUGAGGAAUGUCAAGGGGGACAACAAUUUAUUCCAGCAUCAGAUGUGUUCCAGACAGCAGGACAUACAAGUCCUCAGGAUGUGGAAAGAAGGCUUGAUGAAUUGACAAGACAGCUAAGUCGACUAGAGAACAAGAUGUGUUCAGAUAUUGCUAUGAUUUUGGAUAUAUUACGAACACAACUUGGUCCUGCACAACACAUCCAGUCAGAUACCCAGGAAUCACCCCCUGAUGGUAACCUGCCCCCACCCCCAGACUAUAAUCAGAUUAGUGAGUUUGAUGAUGAUACAAUCUCCAGUCCAGGAUCCACAGCCAAUGACACAAGCCACCUGGUGUAUCAAGAGAGGCUGGAUCACCAGUGUUUAGAAUCACCGUGGAUACGAAGAUCUGAAGAAGAAUUAGAAAAAAAUAAACAAAAAUUUAAAGAUUCAAAUAUAUAUAAAGUGGAAAGUCAAAAAGAGGCCAUGCCAAAUAAAAAAUCAACAAUUGAUCAACCACUUACUAGUCUAUCAGGAGCUUGCUCAACAACUGACAAUGUAAACAAAUCAAAUGCAGACUCUCAAAAGAGCCAAUCAGAAGUGUCUACCACAAUCAGUGCAGACAAAACUUCUAAAACUGUUGGUUCAAAACAACAUACAGUUGUGUAGUAGUGAUAUGAAGUGACUAGCAAUCUUCCAGUUUUCUGUAGUGGGUUUGAUAGUAGCCAAAGUUCUUUACAACCUAAACCAAACGUGUGAACCAAUUUACUUGCAACUGGUCAGUUUAAUUUGAUCUUUGAUCUAAAUCAAUUUAUACAAUUGUAAGAAAGUAAAAAUUAUAAGGCUCAUACAAAAUAACUGAUUUUUGCUUGGAUUUUACUAGUGUUCUACCUCAGGAAUUUUUGUUUCAACAGACUUGAUUUUUUUUUGUUAAAGACAACUAGUGAUAGAAUUGAUCACUUUCAAGAAAACUGGUUAACACAUGUGCGGUUGCAGUUGUAAUUGUUGAUGUUUUUGUUUCUUAUUUGUUUUGUUUAUUGUUUAACCUCAUGUUGAUUUUUGUGUUAAAAUUGUACAAAUAAGUGCUUACUGGCAAUGUGUAAUUGCUUGUAUAAUAUUGAUGCUAAUGAUGCUACUUAAUUACUACAAUGUAUUGUUGUAUGGUGAAUAUACAGGUAAUGUUUUUGAGAUCUUAUUUCAAAAUCACGUUGAUAACAAUAAUUCAUACAUUGUCAUGGAUUAACAGUUUUUUUUAAAGGUUAAACACAGAUUAAAAUAUGAGACUUGUCCUUGUAUAGUUUCUAGAAAAGGUUCUUAUAAAAGUAGUUUUAUAAAAAAAAGAAACAACUGAAUUAUUCAGUGAAUAAUGAUAAACACAUUUCAAAGAUAAUCUUUUUAAAUUAGACAAUUCGUUUAUUUUAAAAUAUUACUUCUCUGUAAUAUUUUUUCAGUUAUUAUACCCAUACAAUCAAAGUUUUUGGGGUAUAUAGGAAUCAUCCUGUCUGUCUGACUGUUUUUUUGUCCAUGUGCCUUGUAAGUGCAACUCCUCCUUAACGGCUGGAUGGAUAUUGAUGAAACUUUACAAAGUUAUAGUUCUGAGGUUGUGCAUAGGGGAAUAUGAUCAUGGUCCAACUUGUUGAAGGGGAGAUAAUCAUAUUUAUUAACUUCAGUUCACUAGUAUUGUGAGGAGGAGGGUAUCCUUUUGUGAUUUCUCACACAGUUGUAGUUUAUUAUUUAGUUUUUACAUCAGUAUGAUAUUCUGGAUAGUACAGAACUGAUAUUUUAAAUUUACAUUAGUUAAUCUGUUAGUCUGCUAGUGUCAGGCCGGUAGAAUCAGCAUCAGACUUGUAGAACUCUAAUGGGCUUUUCAAAAUAAAAUUGAGAAUGGAAAUGGGGAAUGUGUCAAAGAGACAACAACCCGACCACAGAACAGACAACAGCAGAAGGCCACCAACAGGUCUUCAAUGCAGCGAGAAAUUCCCGCACCCGGAGGCGUCCUUCAGCUGGCCCCUAAACAAAUAUAUAUACUAGUUCAGUGAGUAUUGUUUACACAUCAAUUCAAUUUCAAAAAAAUUUCCAUCUGACCAACAGGGGUUAAAGAUGUGAUUCUAAUGUUGGGAACAGCUUUAAUGUACAACUCCUGCCAGAACAACUAACUAAAUUUUAUGAGACACUUCUGCAGGAAGGAAAUUGUGCACCUACUAUUUGAAUUUUUGGUCUCGUUGAUUUCUUGACUUUCAAAGCCAAACAGGAAACACAGCCCACAUGUCUUCUAAGGAGGAUGUACAUCUAAGUUAUCAGGAUUAAAAAAUAGAUGUACAUUUUCCAUGGAUUUUUGUUUUCUGCAUUUAUCAGUUACAUUAUCUGUACUUUCAUAGGUUGGCACACAUGAAUUACAAUGUAAAAAAACGUACAUUUUUAUAUAAAAUAUAUGAUAAAUGCAUCAAGUUAAGUUAUACUUGUGUUUACAUCAUAGAUAUGUUAUUAUAGAUGUUUUUACAUUUAAAGUUGUUGAUUAGUUUAGUUUAAUCAUAUUUUAUUGUUCAAGAAGACAAAUGGAUUAGUAAUGUCAGUUUCCUCUUGCAUAUAUACUUGAUUCAAUCAACAUAUACAAAUUUAUCAAAUUAAUGCUGUUGAUAAAUGUUCUAACCAUAUUGGAAUAUUUUAACAUUCCUUGUUAUUCCUUUAGUUUUGUAUAUACACAAUUAACACUGUUUGCCUCCAUUAAAAUACUCCUUGUUUCUGUUAUGUACAUAUGUAUAAUUAUAUUGUUGCAGUGUGAUAGACGUUUGUUUGAAUGAAUGCUCAGAAUCCUUAUAGGAUCCAAUUAACAUUAAAUGAAUUUCUUUAUUUAAACACUAGAAAUAGAAAAGAAUUCUUUGCUUAAAAUUUAAGUAGAAAAGGACAUGAUAUUGAUUGUUUUUACAUUAAGCAGGUCGUUCUGUCAAAUUUCUUUCAUUACAUAAUCAAUGCUUGAUUGUGGUGAAAAUUCAAACUAGUUUAAUGGUUAGUUUUAAGUCAGAUUGACUGUUUAAUUUUGUUCAAAUACCAAAUAUUCCAAGUGGCAUGUUUUUAGAUUCCAUCUGUUGUUAAUAAAAUUAAUUAUCAAACCCUAAAUAAUGGUCCCCAGUUCUGUUUAUCUAUUGUACCUGCUUUGGAAAUAUUUAAUUUCAAUGGCAUAGAAAUCAACAGGAAUUAAUAAGCAGGUGUGCCAGGAGGUAUUUUGCCCUCAAAUUGGAAAAAAAAAUUUCUAAUACAUUAACUGACAAAUGAACACAAUAUAUGCGUUUGUAACUACAGUAAAAAAUGUCUUGUUAUUGUUACAUUGACAUUAAAGAUACAAUGUAUAUCAUAAUUAGCAUGUUUAAUAAAAGUAUCAAUGAAGGCAUAGUUUAUGUAAACUAAUAAAGAGCAACAGAAUUACGAAAAAACAUAUUUAAAUUACAUCAACACAUUUAGAAAGUACAUCUAGUAUAUUUUAUUGCUUGGUAGGCCUGCUCUUAUAUCUAAAUAUUGAUGACAAGAUUUCAAAAUUGGGGCAGUUUUGACAAUGUUUUUAAAUGAAUGCCAUAAAUUUGAAAGCCAAGAGAAAAUAUGUUAGAAGUGAAUCAAAGUUUAUUAUUAUAUCUUAAGUACAAAUGGAUGUAGGGUAUUUAAAAGAUGAUGAUUAAAACAUUUUGUAAUAUUUAUAUUGAUAGGGAUGAAUUAAAUGGCAUUAUCAUACCUUCUUUUAAUGAAAAAAUCAUUCACAACUUUACUUUAAAAUUUCUAACUAUGUGAUUAUGCAAACCGUCUAAGCAUGAUAAACAAUAUAUUUUUUGGGUUCUUUGCUUGAUGCUUGUUUAAGAACCCUUGCAACAGCUGUUUAUGGGUCCAUAGGACACCUAUAAUAAGUCAAAUAUCUGCUCCUACCCAACAUACCGUCUUUUUCUAUGGCAAUUCAGUUCUCCCUCUUCAUGUUAGUCAAUCCACUUUCCAGAACCUACCUGUUUGAUAUAUUAUUUAAUACCUUCUUGUUAUGAAUAUUCAUGGGAUAUUGCUAAUGAACCUUAAAUAACAAACCUUGGGAGCAUGAACAGAAUGUCAUUUUAAUAUAAUUGUCAACAGCGUCUAAGAUUAAUCCUUCUUAUUUAACUAAUUAAAGAUCUAUAUAAAAGUAAUAAAGUGAUUGCCAAUGAGACAACUAUCCACUAAAGUUCAAAAUGAAGUGGAUAUAAGCAACAAUAGGCAACCUUGUGGCCAUAUGGUAUAUCAUUUUAAAGUGAUUGUGUCCUUUUUCAACUUUUAAAAGAUAGCAGCCCUUUUCACAAACAUUUUUAAAAAUAUGACUAAAAUAUCAUAUAUUUCUUCUUAAAGCAGUUUAACAUUCUAGUAUUAUAAAACAUUUUGUGAAAGAGCCAUAAAAAUAGAAUUCACAUAUUUUUGUUGUCUUAAUUAUUUUAGACAGUCAUAAGAAGUCAGAAUUAUGAGAUUAGUACUAUUAUUAUGUUAAUCAUUGUACUUGCAUCAUGGCAGUCAUUUUGUAUGUUUUGUAGAGAGAGUAAGUUUUGGUUUGACAGAAAAAAAAUGCUGUAAAAAUAAAAA